Molecule: messenger RNA, 474 nt
Organism: Aspergillus pseudotamarii
Lineage: Eukaryota; Fungi; Ascomycota; Eurotiomycetes; Eurotiales; Aspergillaceae
Product: cytochrome P450
Exons: 1
Coding region: 1-474 (157 amino acids)
Molecular function (GO): oxidoreductase activity, acting on paired donors, with incorporation or reduction of molecular oxygen; monooxygenase activity; iron ion binding
Source: RefSeq, a predicted model, not a curated record
AUGGAAUUAUACCCCGCAGUCCAGCGCAAAGCCCCAGAGGGGAUCGAUCGUGUCCUCGACCCGAACAAGCUUCCUAAAUUCGACGAUCGUAACAAACUCCCAUAUAUUGAUGCCAUGGUCAAGGAAACCCUUAGAUGGCAUCCCAUUGGCCCGAUGGGCGUUCCGCACUUGGUCACCGAGGAUGAUAUUUAUGAAGGAUAUCUCAUCCUUAAGGGCGCGUUAAUCCUGCCAAACAUCUGGUACAUUGAGCUUUCCCAGGACGCCGAGUUUCACCCAUUCCAAUACAUAUUUAACCAUCAUAGGCGGUUUACCCAUGACCCCAAUGCCUAUUGCGACCCCGAGGCAUCCAUACCUGAGCGCUUUCUGGGCGACAAUCCUGAGCUCGAUCCGCAUACCAUUGCGUUCGGUUUUGGCAGACGCAUCUGUUCGGGCCGACUCCUAGCAGAUUCUACCGUCUUCCUGCGCAUCGCGUAG